Messenger RNA from Pseudophryne corroboree (corroboree frog), 3089 nucleotides. RefSeq names its product leiomodin 1 (gene LMOD1). Gene Ontology annotation, cellular component: cytoskeleton; striated muscle thin filament; myofibril. Gene Ontology annotation, biological process: muscle contraction; pointed-end actin filament capping; actin filament organization. The coding region runs from base 462 to 2174 and encodes 570 amino acids. NCBI's taxonomy places the organism in Eukaryota, Metazoa, Chordata, Amphibia, Anura, Myobatrachidae. The record is from RefSeq and is a predicted model, not a curated record. The transcript is spliced from 3 exons. Gene Ontology annotation, molecular function: actin binding; tropomyosin binding.
GGAGGGGGGAGAGUUCCAGAGGAGAAAGGGUGGAGGAGAAAUUAGAUGAUAAUAGGAAUAACACAGUAUCCCCUUGUUAGGGCUCAUGCACCCACACCUGAGGGUAUUCCUUGCUCUAGAAGAAUAAUUUGGAGGAUUGUCGGCUGCUCGGCUGUCUCAAAGGAAUUCCAUAGUGAUUGAUAAGGGCACUGUCGUAUGUUCUACUUUAUUCUGAAAACGGACGGAUUGUUUAUCUCAUAUUGGGAUUGUGCUGUUUAAUAUACGUUUCUCAGAAUUCGAAAAGUAUUGGGGAAUUCCGUGGCCGAGCUGUGAUUCUAUUUUCCUGUACCACGGUGUGUACAGCAGCCUAUCCCCUCAUCUUCUGCGUCUGCCUUUCCUCUACACCCAACCUCGGCCAUCUCCCCCUCAGUCUCCAGUUCCAACUUGGUUCUCCAGUCCUCCACUCCCAGCGAUCAGCCAGCAUGUCCCGGGUGGCAAAGUACCGGCGUCAGGUGAGCGAAGAUCCAGACAUUGAUAACUUGCUGUCCACGUUAUCCCCCGAGGAGAUGGAGCAGCUGCAGAAGGAGCUGGACGCUGGGGACCCGGACGCCGGGGUGUCUGCUGGGUUGCGCAGGGACCAGACUGAGAGGGCGUCCAGUCAGAGGGAGGCAGAGAAAGAGAGCAAGAGACUGGCUCAGGCACAGCUAGCAUCUGAAAGUGGAAAAUCUUCUGAAAAUGUGAAAGAAGAGAAAAAAGGGGAAGAAAAGGCAAAAGAAUCUCGUACGCCAGGUUCAUCCCCGACAAAAAAAAAGGAGGAUGCAAAAGACACCAAAUCAAAUGUAAAAAAAGACUUAGACAAACCAAAGGAUGAACGGGUCAGCAAAAUGAGAGAGAGAUUCAGGCAAGAAAAAAACAAUAGUGCUGCAGACAAGGACAUGGUAGAGAGGACGCCACCUAAAAAGCUUGAUCUAGAAAAGAAUACGAAACAAACAGGAAAGGAGAAAGCAGAAAAGGUCAAAACUGAGGAGAAAAUAGAGAAAGUUGUUGAAAAGAUAGAAAAGAAGGCAGUCCCAGAGGUGCAAGCUGAAAAUAAACUGUCCAAAAAAAUAAUUUCAGACAAGCCUUCUGAGAAAAUUUCAGACAAGUCUUCUGAGAAAAUUUCAGACAAGCCCUCUGAGAAAAAAGAUAAAUUAGACAGUGUCAAAGUCAAUAAAAAAAUACCACAGGAAAAACAACCAACUGAGCAAGAUAAGAAUGAUUUACAAACAACAGAGCAAAUAAAAGCUGAAAAUGGAGCUAAGAAUUCUGCAGAGGAAAACAAAGACGAUGAGUCAAAUAGUAUCUUCGAUGAACUUAUAGAGAAAGUGAAAAAUAAUGAAGCAGGAAUGACAGAGCUGAACCUGAACAAUUCAGACUGUAUUACCAUUGAGACACUAAUGUGUUUUACAGAGGCCCUUGAGUUCAACACGGUUGUUAAAACCUUUUCCUUGGCUAAUACUCGAGCUGAUGACCAUAUUGCUUUGGCCAUUGCUGCCAUGUUGAAGUCCAAUAAGACCAUUAUUAGCAUUAAUCUAGACUCCAACCACAUCACAGGCAAGGGCAUAUUAGCAAUCUUCAGAGCACUACAGCACAAUGACACACUGACAGAACUCCGUUUUCACAACCAGCGCCACAUAUGUGGUGGAAAAACCGAGAUGGAAAUAGCAAAAAUAUUGAAAGAGAACACUACUCUGUUAAAGCUCGGCUACCACUUUGAGCUUGCAGGACCCCGCAUGACUGUCACCAAUUUGUUGAGUCGCAACAUGGACAAGCAAAGGCAGCGCAGAAUGGCAGAGCAGAAAGCUUUAAAAGAGGCAGAGAACAAGAAAAACUGCUUGGAAGUGCCCAAAGUCAUCCCCCCUCCAAAGGGCCCCCCAAAAUCAAUGUCAAAGACAGCCACCAACAGCUCUCAAAAGAGCACACCCAAAAAGGGAGGAGUGCCCAUCCCACCCCCUCCACCCCCACCAAUGGCUCCCCUGGCUCCACCGCUUUUUAAUGAAAAUAUUAGGAAUUCUUUGUCUCCUGCGUCUCAACGAAGGAUAGUAGAGAAGGCAGGGCCUGCAGAGAGAAACUCCAGAGAUCAGCUGCUGGAAUCCAUUAGGUCCACUACUAUCAAACAGCUUAAAAAGGUGGAAGUGCCAAAAUGGCUGAAGUAAAAAAUAAAUAAAAAAAAUGACGGCUUGCCAGAAGAAAUGUUACUUCUCGUGCUGAACAACCUAAAUGUAUAAAGUUGUCUUUUAAACCCACAUCCGUUUUAUUGCAGCAAUUAUUCAGAUUGCUUCUUAGGGUCCAACUGCAGCCUUAACUAGCCAACAAUUCUAAUGAAAGCCUUUGUAUUAUAUUAGUGUGACUGAUCAUCUUUUUACAUAUCCAUGAUGGCAACAUUUUCGUAUAAUGGACACAUGCUGGGAGUCCAACAAUGUGGUUUACAUGUCAGAUCUGGGAUCAAGAAGAGAUCAGUGAAAAAUGGGAAUCUGUUAGUCACUUUUUCAAGGCAACGUGCAAUGUAUGUUUCACAACUGCAUAAGCCUGAAACCCCUUUUGAAGGUCUCUCUGGACUUCUGAUAACUGACUGAUGUCACAAUCUCCAUACAGUUGUCAGCUGAAUAUAUGGAUUUUUGUACACUGUUAAAUCCACAAUAAACAGUAAAACACAUAAAAUUGUUACAAAACAAACAUAGUGGCAGAUGUACUAAACCCAGGAGACUGAUAAAGUGGAGAGAGAUAAACUAACAACCAAUCAGCUCCUGGCGUUUUUGAAACAGCCUGUAACAUGACAGUUGGGAGCUGAUUGGUUGGUACUUUAUCUCUCUCCACUUCAUCACACUCCAAGGCUUAGUACAUUUCCUUGUCACUUAGUGCAUUAAGCACUUUUCUCUGUUACCCUCUCCACUGUGAACUGGUUAACAGAUACAUGGCAUGAAAGCUGUGUGAGAACAUAUAGAUGGGUACUGAGUAUCACUGUUAUUUAAAAUGCUAAAUUCGCACAGAUAUAUAUAUAUAUUUUUGACUGACUGUAAAUCUAUUGUGAAAAGGAUUGUUUUAGGAGCUUAAUAAACAUUACAAAUGCA